UCAGUGUUUCUCAAAUCGACCGAAACUCGGUCGUUCGCGCGAGCGGAUCUAAAAUGCGAUAUCUAGAUUACACAAACCGUGCAUUAGGCGUAUCUCUCUCCUGCGGUUUUAUCAGUCCCGAUAACAGAUCCGGCGGCGUAGUCAUCGCGAUACGCCGCGCCGUGCAUUACGUCGCGUCGUCUUCCACGUUCCAAUUACCGUCAAUGUAAAUAUAAUUGUACGUUUGCACCCUCCCGUUGUGCCGUGCGUCAACGAUGAUUGAGCGUCGACCACGCUGCUCGCUGCGCACACGAUCGCCCGCCUAACUUGGUAAACUGCUCCCUCCGUCUGAGAACUUUAGUGUGCAGCUUCCUUCGGCCGCAUAAACACGUCCGUCGGCGUUGCGUCGACCAGCAUGGAGUACAACGACACGCUGCUGAUACCAGGCCAGCGCAUACGUCCGCCCAUGACGGAGGAGAUCGCGGCGGGCCUGCUGGAGCGGCUGUAUGGCAUGAGGGCUACGAGCGUGCGCGAGCUGGAUGCUUACGACGACCGCAACUACCACGUGCUGUGCGAGGAAGCGCACACGAACCCACAUGUGGUCAACCCGGAGGAGACUGGCUACGUCCUCAAGGUGAUCAACUCGCUGGACUCCCGCAAGACCGGCGUGAUCGAGGCGCAGAAUGAACUGAUGAUCUUCCUCAAUCAGCGAGACGUCCGCUGCCCGUUACCGGUGAAAAAUCUGCACGGCACUUACUUCUCCUUGGAGAACCUGAAAAGCGACAACAACAUGGAGAAGUAUGCCGUGAGGCUGUUAGUUUACCGGCCCGGCGCGUCUCUCCAUCGCGUGAAGAUUACCGGCGAACUGCUGUGCAAAGUCGGCAGCUACGCCGCCAAGAUCGAUGAGAUCCUCGUGGGCUUCGAUCAUCCGGCCUAUUAUGAUCAUAGGACGCUGUGGAUGCUCAGCUCGAUGCCGAAGCUACGGCAAUUCAUAUACGCCCUCAAGAGCCCGCUGGACAAGCAGCUGGUGCACGACGUGAUUGUCAGCUUUGAGAAGGAAGUGCUGCCGGUCAUGGAGCAGCUCGAGCAGGGGGUCAUACACGGUGAUUUGAAUGAGCACAACAUCAUCGUGAGCCCCGACGGCGAAAACAUAGUCGCCGUGAUCGACUUCGGGGACGCGCAGAGGACUUGUCGCGUCUUCGAGCUGGCCAUUGCCCUCUGCUACAUGAUCCUGCAAGCGGCCGACGUGGGAAUGGGCAAGUACGUGCUGGAGGGUUAUGAGCGGGUCAAGAAGCUCAGCGACGUGGAGAAGAAGAUUCUCAAGGUCACCGUGUGCGCCAGGAUGUGCCAAAGCCUAGUAAUGGGCGCUUAUUCGCACCUGCAUGACCCCCAGAAUCAGUAUCUGCUGUCCACGCAGAAAACCGGCUGGAUGUUGCUGAAGAGACUCUGGCCUAUGUGUCAGAAUGACGUGAUGCAAGCGUGGGGCUUGGACAACUCCUAAGCGCGUGAGCGAUCAACCAGUCAAUUUUAGUUGAUCGAAUUAAGCAAUGUGGCAGACAGUAGAAACGAGUUAUUUCGAGGACAGUCUGACGCAAACUGUAUUUCUGGAAACGUUCGAUUAAUUAAUUUGAUUCUUCUUGUUUUGGACUGCCGCUUUUUACGUCGGAUAAUCCGAUGGAUUGAGAAGUGAAAUUGGUCGCUAACAAACUGGAUGAUCAAAUCAAACGGACAUACGUCAAACACGGAAAUGCGUCACACAGUAUCACAUUUGAUAUAUUUAUUGUUAUGGACGCUGGAUAAUGAAAUAACGUAGUUUGUUAAACUGUUUUCCCUAUUUGGCUGCAUGGAAUUGCAAAUGCUUUUACAGAAGGAGUACAAAUGUCAAUACAUAGAAAGGCACUAAAUAUCAUCGCGAAGUAAAUCAAAAGUUCUUUGAUAUUCAAUCGCAAAUUGGAGAACAAGAGAGCAUAUGAGAGCCUUAUAUGGAUCUUAUAGUACAAUAAAAAAACAAUUAAUUUAUCAUUGAACAAAAAGAUAAUUAUUUUUAAAUAGUGUCGGCCGGUCCUAUUUAGAUUUUUUUCAAUGGUGAAAACAAAGUCAAAUUUUACAUUUCUAAUAUUCAAGUAAACAAUUUAAAACGUCAGAAAUUUAAGACCAUAUUAAAAUAUUAUAUCAGAAACAAAAAAAUUUAAUAGAUAAACAAUAUCUUUCGUUUAUAUAUGUAUAACAUUUGGUAUAUUUUCAUACAUUGAAACCUUUAUUCUGUGAAAGGACUUCUAUGCAACUAAAUAGAAAAACAGUGGAAAUUAUGAAAUUGCGAUAUCGCAGUCCAGCAUCCUCUUAAGUAGUAUUUACUUCUUUGUAAUAGUAAUUUUACGUCAAGUUACUCAAGUUUUAAUUCAAGUUUUGCGUCAAGAGCGCGUUCAUUCACCUGAGAACACAUUGAAAUCGCACGUAACGAUAGUCAAUUAUGGAGGCAAUAAUUCUAUAAUAUAUAUUCAGUAAUGUAUGUGCAUGAUGAUUUGUAAGAUAUUUGAAAAUAACAGCAAAAAAAUAUUCUCGCAAUCA
Messenger RNA from Odontomachus brunneus, 2547 nucleotides. RefSeq names its product hydroxylysine kinase. NCBI's taxonomy places the organism in Eukaryota, Metazoa, Arthropoda, Insecta, Hymenoptera, Formicidae. The transcript has 2 exons. The record is from RefSeq and is a predicted model, not a curated record. Gene Ontology annotation, molecular function: amino acid kinase activity. The coding region runs from base 395 to 1480 and encodes 361 amino acids.